ACAUCUGAACUAGCACUGGAAAACAAUCUUUAGGAGCACAUCUACAAAAUACUAGUUUGGUGUAGGCCUACAGGAAAAUAAAUACACAUCAUUAUGUCUUCACCGUACACCACCGAGUUUGGAUCCCAGAACUUGACCGUCGUGGUCCAGCAGCCCACAGUUUCUACCACCAUUGUGGAGAACGACUGGCACGCCUCGCUUUUUGGUUGUUGCUUCGACUGGAAAAUUUGUUUAUUCGCGGCGUGCUGCUGGCCAUGUUUUGAGUGCAAAGUGGCAUGUGAUAUGGACGAGUCGUGCCUGUUGCCAUUCUGUGUCCCAGCAUACCAGAUAGCACUGAGGACCAAACUCAGAACGCGGGAACAUUUGUCGGGUUCGAUCCUAGGCGACUGUGGCAUCGCUUGCAUGUUUCCAUUCUGUUCACUCAUUCAAGUUGCCAGGGAGAACAAACACAGAAAAGGUUAAAGGUCACACGAAAAUCA
Molecule: messenger RNA, 479 nt
Organism: Physella acuta
Lineage: Eukaryota; Metazoa; Mollusca; Gastropoda; Physidae
Product: placenta-specific gene 8 protein-like
Source: RefSeq, a predicted model, not a curated record